Messenger RNA from Thalassophryne amazonica, 1233 nucleotides. It is a transcript of the gene tspan34a, whose product is annotated as tetraspanin 34. NCBI's taxonomy places the organism in Eukaryota, Metazoa, Chordata, Actinopteri, Batrachoidiformes, Batrachoididae. The transcript has 9 exons. Gene Ontology annotation, cellular component: membrane. The coding region runs from base 245 to 991 and encodes 248 amino acids. The record is from RefSeq and is a predicted model, not a curated record.
GCUCCCACAUCAUUUGAGUGACUGUUACACUGCGAUGCCAAAGAGCUGAAUUGAGCAGCUGUGCCUUUCGCCCGACGCCCCCGCGUUUCUGCUUCCUGUACGUGCAGUGGUGGGUGAGCAGCACCUGUUGCAGAUAAAAGGCCACGUGACGCCCUUAUUGAUCAGACACUCCUGGUUCAUCAGACCUCAGGGGAGAGACGAGUGCGACACUUCAGCACAGUGCAAGUGACAACCAUCAGCCACCAUGUGUUGCAACAGCUUCCUCAAAUGUAUGAUGUUUGUCUUCAAUGGCUGCAUCUUUCUUGCAGGUGCAGUCAUCCUGGGUGUGGGCGUGUGGGCGAAGGUGGACAGCGAUUCUUUGUUGGGCUUGAUGGAGGACGUGGAGACAGCUUCAGUUGACUUUUCUCAGGUGAUCUACGUCAGCUACGUGCUCAUCGGUUUGGGUGCUUUCCUGCUGUUCAUUGGCUUCCUGGGCUGCUGCGGCGCCAUAAAGGAGAGCAGGUGUAUGCUACUGACGUUCUUUGUCCUCGUGUUGCUCAUCUUCCUUGCUGAGGUUGCGAUUGGUGUGGUGCUGAUUGUCUUUCAGAGUGUGGCUAAUGAGAUCUUUAACUCGCUGGAAGAUGAAGUUCAAAAGGUCAUCAGGAAGGACUAUGGAAAAGUCGAAGGCUUUACCUCUCUGUGGAACAACACAAUGGCUGAGCUUAAAUGCUGUGGAUACAAGAACUACUCCGAUUUUACAGGCUCCCCCUUUAACAGAGACAAUGGACAAAUCUAUCCAGCCCCAUGCUGCAAUGAAACCAUCACCGUGGGGGUGUGUGAUGAAAAUGCAGCAGAGUUAUCGAAUGUUGACGGUUGUUUUAGCAAACUGCUGCAACUGAUAGAGGACAAUGUUUCAAUCAUCGCAGGCGUGGCGCUAGGAAUCGCAGCUCUUGAGAUCGCUGCCAUGGUGGUUUCAAUGGUUCUCUACAAGAGCAUCGGGAGCAAGGCAUGAUGUGCUCCGUUUACGGCAAGAUCAUGGAAUUCAGCUUGUUGGAGAUGCUGAUAGUGUUUGUCCUUUGAAUCAGGUUCAUUUUUAUUAGAUUAAAAACAGACUUUUGGUUUAUUGGUAUGUACAGCAUUGAACAAAUGAGGCAGGUGAUACAUUCUUUGUUCAUACUGUUGAUGUUCAUACUAAAGUACGUCCUUUUGGCUGAUCCCUCUUUUUCACUCAGGGUCGCCAUGUUGACCUGCCAC